Messenger RNA from Solanum lycopersicum (tomato), 568 nucleotides. RefSeq names its product light-regulated protein 1, chloroplastic. Gene Ontology annotation, cellular component: chloroplast. The record is from RefSeq and is a predicted model, not a curated record. Lineage: Eukaryota; Viridiplantae; Streptophyta; Magnoliopsida; Solanales; Solanaceae.
GUCCUACUACUCCAUCAAACACAUCAAACUUGCUAGUACAUACAUAAAUCAAAUUGAAUUGAAUUAAUCACAUCUCAAAAUGCAGGCAGCUUUGUUUCUUACAUCUAUUCCCCUAGUAAAACCACCCAAGCCCUUAACAACUUCACCUUUGAGAUGUGUUUCAACUCAUCUCAAAAUUACUCACAUUAAAGCAACUCCAAUUGACACUUCUACUGUUGACUAUAGCUCCAUGAACUCAUCAGUGUUUCCUGCUGAAGCUUGUGAGACAAUAGGAGGAGAAACUUGUGAUGUUGAAAUGUAUCCUGAAACCAAACCUAAAUCUACACCCUCAAGCAAAACUCUGUCUAUGGAGAGUGUAGAUAGAGAAUAUCUUGCCUAUAACGAACCAAAAACUGUAUUCUUAUCAGAAGCUUGUGAUGAUCUUGGAGGAGAAUUUUGUGAAGCAAAGUAUCAGACUGGAGUUUAUUAAGAAUAAUAUUGUUCAUAUUUAUAUGUAGAUAUAUAAUUAAUUAAUAACAUGUGUUAAUUUAUGCUACUCUAUUUGAAUAAUUAUUUCGAUUUUCUAUCU